AUUUAAAAAAAAAAAAAAAAAAAAUCUAUCUAUUAAGGGAAGAAACUAGAAAGGCAAAAUACAUUUCGUUCCUUUUCUGAUAUUGCCCUCUCUAUCUCUGUCUCUCUCUGUUCCUCUCUGAUUUGAUCUUCAACAAGUUUCACUCCAACUCAGUGCAGAGUUUGAUCCUUGAAUUUCAAGAUGCCGGCUACGGCGGGUAGGGUUCGCAUGCCAGCCAAUAAUCGGGUGCACAGUAGUGCAGCCCUCCAAACCCACGGUAUAUGGCAGAGUGCGAUUGGUUAUGACCCAUACGCACCCACCAAGGAUGAAGGCAAGACCUCUGCAAGCCACAGUUCAAUGAACGCUGAACCAGAGUCUGAUAAUGCAUAUGCAAGCUUCCAAGGCCUCCUGGCUCUUGCCCGUAUAACUGGAUCAAAUGCCAAUGAGGCCCGUGGGGCCUGCAAGAAGUGUGGCCGUGUUGGACACCUCACAUUUCAGUGCAGGAAUUUUCUGAGUAUUAAGGAUGAUAUUAAGGAUAAAGACCCAGAAGCUAUCGAGGCUGCAGCUUUGGCUGAGUUGGAUAAGUUGAAGGGGAAUGUGGGUAAGAUGAAAGGGAAAAGUGCAGUUGAGAGCUCUGAUGAGAGUGAUGAAGAGGAUAGUGAGAGUUCAGAUUCAGGUGUAGAUUCAGAGAUUGAGAGGAUUAUUGCUGUGAGAAAUGGGAAGAAGAUUAGUGGCAAGGGUCGGUUGUUGAGAAAGAAGGAUUUAGAUGAAGAUGAAUCGGAUACAGAUUCAGAAAGUAAGAAAAGAGGGAGAUCUAAGAAGCGGAGUGGGAAGAGAGGAAAUGGUAAUUCGGAUGAUUCGGAUGGAGGUAGGAAGAGGAGAAAGAAGCGCAGAAAUAAGGAUGAGUCCUCAGACAAGGAUUUCGAGUAUCGGCGACGGCAUAGGAAGAGUAGGAAGGAGAAGAGGAGGCGGCGAAGUCACCGGCAUUCAGACAAUUCUGACUCUGAUGCAUCUGAGGACUCUGGUAGAGAGCGCAAGCGAACAAGCAGGAGGGUAGCUUCACCAUCUGAUUCAGAUUCAAGUGGUUUAGAUGAUUCAUGGGUCGGCAGGGACAAGAAGAGAUAUGAGAAGAAGAGCAGAAAACGACGUCAUUACGAGGAUGCGUAGAAUUUGUCCUGGGAAAGUGUUGUGCAAGUACUUCUUUGGUUAGCCCAACUCCAAACAAUGACCCUAAUUUUGCUCUGACACCAGCCAUGUAGAGCAAAGCAGGAGAUAGUUCAACUCUGAGUCGGAUCUCAUCCCUAGUUAAAGAGUGGCUUUUUAUUUUUUUGAUAAGUAUAGUUAAAGUGUGGCUUUAGGUUGUAAUUAGGUUUUUCUCUUGUAUACCUCAUAUGUAUUUAGGUUAUGCCUAAUUAUUUGGAUUAAUAAAUUAUUCUUACUUAUAUACAAAAAGAUGUUAAUAGUGUGGCUUUAUUGAUCCUAAGAUUAAGGGCUCAUUUGGACACUUUAGGUGCAGUUUGGAUAGUGAGAUGAUAGGAGAUGGUUU
Messenger RNA from Carya illinoinensis, 1525 nucleotides. Its product is annotated as CAX-interacting protein 4-like. The record is from RefSeq and is a predicted model, not a curated record. The transcript has 3 exons. Gene Ontology annotation, molecular function: nucleic acid binding; zinc ion binding. The coding region runs from base 181 to 1146 and encodes 321 amino acids. NCBI's taxonomy places the organism in Eukaryota, Viridiplantae, Streptophyta, Magnoliopsida, Fagales, Juglandaceae.